AUGGGAACGUUCACGAGCUUCCGAAAAGCCUAUGGAGCGCUCAAAGAUUCCACCACCGUCGGUCUCGCUAAGGUCAAUAGCGAAUUCAAGGAUUUAGAUAUUGCGAUCGUCAAAGCAACGAAUCACGUUGAAUCUCCACCUAAAGAACGUCAUGUUCGUAAAAUAUUCUCGGCGACAUCUGUAGUACAACCACGAGCAGAUGUUGCUUAUUGCAUUCAUGCAUUAUCAAAGAGAUUAUCGAAAACUCGCAAUUGGGUUGUAGCAAUGAAGGUGUUAAUAGUAAUUCACAGAACAUUAAGAGAAGGUGAUCCUACAUUUAGAGAAGAGCUUCUAAAUUAUUCACAUAGAAGACAUAUACUCAGAAUUUCUAACUUCAAAGACGAUACAAGCCCUCUCGCCUGGGACUGUUCUGCUUGGGUUAGAACAUACGCGCUCUUUCUAGAAGAGCGGCUUGAAUGUUAUCGAGUAUUAAAGUAUGACAUCGAGGCAGAGCGUUUGCCAAAAGCCUCAGGUGCAGCUUCCAAGACGCAUAGAACAAGGAUGUUGUCUGGUGAAGAUCUGUUAGAACAGUUACCUGCAUUGCAACAACUUCUUUAUCGGCUUAUCGGAUGUCAACCUGAAGGAGCAGCCUAUAGCAACUAUCUGAUCCAAUACGCUCUUGCUUUGGUGCUUAAAGAAAGCUUCAAAAUCUAUUGUGCAAUCAAUGAUGGAAUCAUUGAUCUUGUAGACAUGUUCUUUGAGAUGACAAGACAUGAUGCAGUGAAAGCUCUAAACAUAUACAAACGUGCUGGUCAACAGGCUGAAAAUCUGGCUGAGUUUUAUGAUUACUGCAAAGGACUAGAGCUCGCGAGGAACUUUCAGUUCCCAACCUUAAGACAGCCUCCUCCAUCGUUUCUCGCGACAAUGGAAGAGUACAUUAAAGAAGCGCCUCAGAGUGGUUCUGUACAGAAAAAACUGGAGUACCAGGAAAAAGAAGAGGAAGAGGAAGAAAAAGAAGCAGAACAGCCUGAAGAACCUGCGGAAGCAGAAGAUCAAAACGAAAACAUGGAAAGCGAUCAGCCGCUUAUCGAAGAAGAAGAAGAAGAGCCUAAGGAGGAGAAAGAAGAGGAAGAAGUUAAACCUUCGCCAUUGAUAGACACCGAUGACUUACUGGGUCUGAAUGAAAUUAACCCGAAAGCCGCGGAGAUAGAGCAAAGUAACGCCUUCGCUCUCGCGAUAUAUCCACCAGGACAUGAAACUUCAGGCCCAUCUAAUAGUCUAAGCUUAAUAGAAGCUGGAGGAAGUGGUUGGGAACUUGCAUUAGUCACACCACAGAACAACAACAAUCCUCGUCCCGCGGUACAAACCAAACUCGGUGGAGGAUUUGACAAUCUUCUACUAGACAGUCUCUACGAAGACGAUACAGCGCGAAGACAGAUCCAAUUAACAAACGCUGGUUACGGAUUUGGAGCUACAGCUAACCCCGGAGAAUUAGCAUCAUCGAACCCGAACCCGUUCGGGAUGCAACAAGAUCCUUUCGCAAUGUCGAAUAACAUGGCUCCACCGACCAAUGUUCAAAUGGCAAUGCAACAACAACGAAUGAUGAUGAUGAAUAAUAAUAAUCAAAGUCCAUAUAAUAACAACUACUCACCAUAUCAACAACAACAUUAUUCACCAAAUCCUUUUGGUGAUGGUUUCCUUGCUCUACCAGCUCCACCUUCACCUGCUACUCAGCAGCAACACAAUCAUCUGCUCCUGUAG
Arabis nemorensis is the source of this 1740-nucleotide messenger RNA. Lineage: Eukaryota; Viridiplantae; Streptophyta; Magnoliopsida; Brassicales; Brassicaceae. The record is from the annotation of a GenBank genome assembly.